This is a messenger RNA of Aspergillus thermomutatus, 1815 nucleotides long. Its product is annotated as GMC family oxidoreductase. Gene Ontology annotation, biological process: secondary metabolite biosynthetic process. The transcript is spliced from 2 exons. Bases 1 to 1815 code for a protein of 604 amino acids. Lineage: Eukaryota; Fungi; Ascomycota; Eurotiomycetes; Eurotiales; Aspergillaceae. The record is from RefSeq and is a predicted model, not a curated record. Gene Ontology annotation, molecular function: flavin adenine dinucleotide binding; oxidoreductase activity, acting on CH-OH group of donors.
AUGCGUGUCUUUUACCCGCUCCUCCCCAGCCUGGUGGCGGCAGCAGAUCUAGCUUCGAAGCCUAACCUCCUCUCCUACGGACAAAAAGGCCCUCUGCUAGGAAACUUCUUUGGGACACCAGGAGCCAACGCAACUUUUGACUAUGUGAUCGUCGGAGGUGGGAAUGCCGGCCUGACCGUCGCCAGCAGACUCGCCCAGAACCGAUCCGUGAGCGUCGCGGUCGUCGAGGCCGGAAGCUUCUACGAGAUCGACAAUGGGAAUAAAUCAGUCGUACCUGGCUACGGGCCAUACUAUGCAGGGUUAGACCCGGAGGAUUACCAGCCGCUAAUCGACUGGGGGUUCGUAACAAGCCCCCAACCUGGGGCAGGCAAUCGCACCGCACAUUAUCCCCGAGGCAAGACGCUCGGAGGUAGCUCUGCUCGGAAUUUCAUGUUCUAUCAUCGGCCCACGGCAGACAGCAUGCAGAGAUGGGCGGAUGAGGUGGGUGACGAGAGCUAUGCUUUCGACAAGAUGCUUCCGUUCUUUAAGAGGUCGUGUCACUAUACGCCUCCGGACCGGAGUCUGUAUGUCAAUACCACUAAUACGCAGACUCCGGAUGCGUUUGAUCCUUCUGGGGGUCCCCUAGAGGUUUCUUUUGGCAAUAGUGUUGAUGCCUUUGGUACUUGGGCCCAGAGGGCCUUCACUGCUGUGGGCAUGGAGCAGAUCGAUGGCCUGAACAGCGGCAAGCUGCUAGGCGCUGCAUAUGGGAGCUCCACGAUCAAUCCCAGGAAUGCACAGCGCUCCUCGUCCGAGUCGAGUUUUCUGCAGGAGGCAAUCAGCAGCGGCUCGGCUCCUACGAUCUACAUCAACGCCAUGGCGCAGAGAAUCCUGUUUGACUCGAACAAGGGUGCAACCGGUGUCCAGGUCUCAACCGCAGGGACGUUCGGGACAGCACCGGUCAAUUACACUUUGAAUGCUCGCAAGGAGGUCAUUGUAUCUGCAGGUGCCUUUCAGUCUCCCCAGUUGCUCAUGGUAUCCGGCGUUGGACCCUGCUCGAAGUUCGGCAUCGAUUGCAUCCACGACCUGCCCGGCGUGGGCCAGAACUUGCAAGACCACACCUUCUUCGGCUCCGCGCAUCGAGUCAACGUCCUCACAUCGUCCGCAGCGGGCAACGAUCCAGCCCUGGCUGCCCUGCUUGCAGAGCAGUACCUCGCAAACGCCACAGGCCCGCUGUCCAUCUUCGGCUCCGGAUACUACGGUUUCGAGAAGCUGCCCGACCCGUACCGCUCCCGGCUCUCCGACGACUCCAUCCAGGCAUUGUCCGGUGUCCCGAGCGACUGGCCGGAGAUCGAAUGGCUGCCGCUGAAUGCCUGGGUCGGCGACGGGUCCAACUACAUAGCCGGCGAUCCGCUCGAUGGACACAACUACGCCACCAUCGCGACGGCCCUCGUUGCGCCGUUCUCCCGUGGAACCGUGACGCUGGCAGAUGCGAGUAUGAACACGCCGCCCAUCAUUGACCCGCAAUGGCUUGUUGACCCCACGGAUGUGGACCUGGCGAUUCAGUCCUUCAAGCGAGAGCAGGUCCAGACGGACUCGCAGAUCCGCGAGUACCUGGCCAAAAGUGUGAUGCCUGUGUAUCAUGUGGCUAGCAGUUGUAAGAUGGGACGAGAAGAGGACCCGUUGGCGGUCCUGGAUAAUACCGCUCGUGUCUUCGGAGUACGAAACCUGCGAGUUGUUGACGCCAGUAGUUUUCCGUUCAUAACGCCGGGACACCCGCAGGCGGUGGUGUAUGCUCUUGCGGAGAAGAUUGCAGACGACAUACUGGCUGGAAGAUAG